Molecule: messenger RNA, 1124 nt
Organism: Moneuplotes crassus
Lineage: Eukaryota; Ciliophora; Spirotrichea; Euplotida; Euplotidae
Source: the annotation of a GenBank genome assembly
UCGCCUUAAAGCCCCGUUUAUAUUCAAGGUUAAUGAUGAGAACACCCAGAAUGCUCUCAACAGUCAAAAUUGCUAAUUUUGGUCAAAGUAUUGGUGGAGAGAAAGCUCCUAUAGAGAAGGUUAAAGUGAUGCGAAAGUUCAAAUUUAAUUAUCUCCAUAACCUUCCAUAUGAUCUUUCAGGCACUCAUGCAAUUCCAAAACUGCAGGAAAGAAAUUUAGUUGAAGUUUUUCUUGACUACAAGGUAAUAGAUGAUGAAUUCCUUACUGAUAAAUUCCAUGAAAUGCUAGUUGACCUCUACACUGCAAUAUCUAAUAAAGAUAAUGAUAAAAUUUCUAGCCUUACAGAGACACGGUUUUGAGAGAGAAUUCAGAAUUCCGCUAGGGAAACCGAGGAGUCUCUAGAAUUCAUCCCUAACGAAAUCCCUCAUAUCGAAAGGGCUCCAGAAGACCAGUCAUAUAUCUUUGAUAAAAUUUUUGAAAAAGGGGUAUUCUUUGAUCGUGAAAAGAAUGAUACUAAUUAUGACUACUUCUUGGAUAAAAUGUUUGAGUCUGAAGGGAUUAGGUACUACCAACAUAAAUACAUUGCUGAUCAUGAUAUUCACUACUAUCUUGCCAAAUAUGAGCAGCAGCAUCAAGACCGUGAAGCUAGAUUCAACUACAAAUAUUUUGCAGAAGAAAGAAACCGGUCAAUGGUGUUGAGAGUUUAUGGUGUUUUCAAAAAUCUUGGAAGGUUUAAAAAUCAAGGUAAAGACCUAGUCUCUAAGAAAUACACUGGAAAUCACAUGGUUAUCUUUGAAAACCAACUCCAUGAGUCUGAUAUUCUUGAACUAACAGAUCCUGAUAUGGAAGAAUGGAUUAAAAACUAUAAAAUCAACCAUAAUAACUGGAAAAUUACUGAUAUUGAUAACUACAUGAAAGGUAACCCAUUCUUUAGUAAAAUGAUGGACGCUUCUGAGUUCAAAGAUUUUGUUUCUCAGGUGAAGAAGAAAAAUAUUCCGACAGAAAAAGAUCUACCUAAAACCAUAGGAAAGUACAAUCUAUUAGAUGAUGCUGACCAGAGAGAUGACGAACAGAUCAAGAAAAUGGAGGAGUUUUUGGCAAAGAACAGUAAUUUUGGAAAAUAA